Musa acuminata AAA Group (dessert banana) is the source of this 1940-nucleotide messenger RNA. Its product is annotated as polygalacturonase-like. The record is from RefSeq and is a predicted model, not a curated record. Bases 567 to 1892 code for a protein of 441 amino acids. Gene Ontology annotation, biological process: anther dehiscence; pectin catabolic process; fruit dehiscence. Lineage: Eukaryota; Viridiplantae; Streptophyta; Magnoliopsida; Zingiberales; Musaceae. Gene Ontology annotation, molecular function: polygalacturonase activity. The transcript has 9 exons.
GAAGUAACAGUAGGCUUUAACCCAUUGAACUACAAACUUGUAAUGCUUAAAUGACAUUGUAAUGCUAUUUACUUGUGGCAUGUAAGUUUCCAGGUUCUGAGCAUUUAAUCUCUCACAGCAGCAGCAGCAGCAGCAGCAGCACCAACAACAUUGCUUCCUGGAACAAACAUAUGGCAGGCUAAUUCUGAAGCCCUUGCCAACUAAGAGUAGGAGAAAAGCCACAAGAACUGUGCAUCUUCUUCCCUCCCUGAAACUUGUACCUAAAGAAGAACAAGAGGCAAGCAAUAAAUGAGAUGUGGGUUGGCAAGUAACCCAAACACACUUGCGUUUCUUUCUCCUGUUUCUCAUCUCCAUACCCAUGAUCAUGAUUCUGAUGAUGAUGAUGGAGGGAGGCCAAACUUAUGGGUUGAGUGAAAACUAAUCCUUCUCUGCCUCUCUCUCUCUCUCUCUCUCUCUCUCUUCACCUAGACAAGCAAUCCUCUGUUUGGCGCACAUUAUAAGUACAUCUUCAGAGCUCUCAUAGCACCGAAGUGAUUUUUCUUCUGUUCCUACUCCAAAAGCUACAAAUGAGCGAAGGAAAGCUUCUUUGGCUCCUCACUCUCACCGUCUUCUUCCACAGCCUCUCUCUCCAUGGCAAUUCAGAAGGCAGACUUGCUUCUCCAUCAAACUCUUGCUUCGUCGAUGAUGAUGAAGAGUGUGAUGCCACUAUACGUGGCUUCAAUGGAUCGAUCGUGGGGUUCCCUGGCUCACUCUUUAGACCUUUGCCUUCUCGCGGCGUCUUCAACGUGGAGGACUACGGCGCCAAAGGUGAUGGAACGGAUGACAGCCAGGCAUUUGGAGAGGCCUGGAGAGCAGCUUGCAACUCCUCUUCCUCGGCUGUUCUGCUGGUGCCGGAGAACAACAAGUACAUCCUAAAGCCAGUCGCCUUCUCCGGCCCCUGCAGAGCUCAUAUGACGGUCAUGAUCAAGGGAACACUCGAAGCUUCUUCGAACCGAUCGGACUGGAACGUAGACAACAUCAGGCACUGGAUCCUGUUCGACGGCAUUAGGAACCUUGUGGUACGAGGCGGCGGAACCGUCGACGGCAACGGACACGUUUGGUGGCAGCACUCCUGCAAGCGAAACACGUCUCUGCCUUGCAUUGAUGCGCCGACGGCCUUGUUCUUUAGUUCCUGCAAGAACUUGGUAGUCGAGGACCUCGUGGUGAAAGAUAGCCAGCAAAUGCAUGUUGCGUUCCGGAGAUGCACCAACGUGAAAGCUUCCAAGCUGACCAUCUCCGCCCCUGAAUCCAGUCCUAACACCGAUGGAAUUCAUGUCAGUGGCACCAAAAGCAUCCUCAUAAAAGAUACCAUCAUCGAAACAGGGGAUGACUGCAUAUCGAUCGUAUCGGGGUCGCGAAGAGUGAUCGCGACGAGAAUAGUGUGUGGACCAGGCCAUGGAAUCAGCAUUGGUAGUUUGGGAGCUAACAACACCAGGGCACACGUAUCCAAGGUGUUGGUGGACAAGGUCAUAUUGAAGGGCACCACAAAUGGUGUCAGGAUCAAGACAUGGCAGGGAGGGCAUGGUUAUGCCAAGCACAUCAUCUUCCAGAAUGUAUUCAUGCAUGAUGUCCAAAAUCCUAUAAUCAUCAACCAGAACUACUGUGACUCCAGAAUUCCUUGCCAUGAACAGAACUCGGCUGUGGCAGUGAGCCGUGUGCUUUAUAGGAAUAUUAAAGGAACGAGUGCUUCGGAGUUGGCCAUGGAAUUCGACUGUAGCAGAAGUCAUCCCUGUCGUCACAUAGUGUUGCAGGAGAUCGAGUUGGUGGGAGAAGGUGGAGGUCCUGCAGCAAGCUUAUGUAGGUAUUUCAAGUGGGAAGAGAUUGGGAAGAUCAUUCCUGCUCCAUGUGCCUGAAACAAGCAACAAGCAACAUCAACUUGACAUUCUAAUUUGGCUAACCUU